Messenger RNA from Danio rerio (zebrafish), 1220 nucleotides. It is a transcript of the gene ptrh1, whose product is annotated as peptidyl-tRNA hydrolase 1 homolog. The record is from RefSeq and is marked validated. NCBI's taxonomy places the organism in Eukaryota, Metazoa, Chordata, Actinopteri, Cypriniformes, Danionidae. Gene Ontology annotation, molecular function: peptidyl-tRNA hydrolase activity.
AGAGUACAAAUCUGGCACUCCCGCAAAACCACAUGGAAGGGAGAAUGUGUGGGUCCAUUUGACUGAUAUUAGUGAAUGAAUCGCAAAUGUCCAUUCGACAUGUGUCUGAUGAAAGUCUCUUCGAAACUGUGUAACACACCGGUGUCUUCAACUUUAACCUUCAUGAUUCAUAAUGAGUAACACGAUAGUGAAAAGCAAAGCCUGGGCUUUUGUGACACAAGUUUUUAAUCUGCCUAUGGCUCUUCUUCGGCGGAUGAUAACAAACCUGCUUAAUCGAGUGAUGAUGAUGAGCUCGCUCCCGCCACCCAAGAUGGACAGUCAAGUUGAUUGUAAGAAAAGGAAAAUGGUUGUUGGCCUGGGAAACCCUGGCAUGACUGGCUCUCGACACAGUGUUGGUAUGGCUGUUCUCACAACGUUAGCUGAACGCUUGGGUGCGCCAGAUGGCUGGAGAUCUGACCGAAAAGUGUCAGGAGAGGUCGUUGUAACACAACUGCAGGACGUUCAGCUGGUUCUUCUUCGACCCAAAUUACUGAUGAACGUCAAUGGCGUGAGUGUGGCAAAAGCAGCCAGCAGAUAUUUAAUUCAGCCCGAACAUAUUCUCUUGAUUCACGAUGAGCUUGACAAACCGCUUGGGAAGUUUGGCAUCAAACAUGGUGGAAGUGCAAGGGGUCACAAUGGUGUUAGGUCAUGCGUGGACUGCCUACAGACUGAUGUGAUGCCGCGGUUGCGCAUUGGCAUUGGCCGACCGUCGGAUAAAACGCCCAUCGACCGCUAUGUUUUGGGACGAUUUUCAAAAGAGGAACAAAACGUUUUAGACUCCGUCAUAAAGCAGAGUUUAGAUGUGCUUCUGGAUUAUCUGACGGACUCGCGAUCCCAGACUUCCCCAGCAGAGGGCAGGAGAGCAGCACAAAAGAAAAAAGCCAGGACACUUUCACCGCCUCAAAACAGCUCAGAAGAGCAAACGCAAAGCUGAGCUACUGACGCUGCACGUCGAGUGUUUGAUGACUGAGUACUGGCAUGUUUACAGUCAGGCAGAACAAAACCAUUUCUGAUAACUUUGUUAGGAUCCACUGCACUUGCCGUAUUGUAAUGUUCAAGCGAUAGUUCAUCCAAAAAUGAACCAUUUAUUUGUUUCAAACCUUCACGAGUUUCUUUGAACACAAAAGGAGAUACUUUGAAGAAAGUUGGAACUUCCAUAGUUAAAGGUAUUGUUCUCUAAA